This is a messenger RNA of Spirodela intermedia, 7832 nucleotides long. Lineage: Eukaryota; Viridiplantae; Streptophyta; Magnoliopsida; Alismatales; Araceae. The record is from the annotation of a GenBank genome assembly.
AUGUCCGCCAAGCCGCAGGUCACCAUCACUCUCGGGCGUAGCGGGCAGGUACUUGUUUUCUUCCCCGUCGUCUUCUUUCUGUUAUUUUUCAAUAUCUAGGUUGCUUGAAGUUUGCAUUUUAGCGUUUGAUUGCCCCUUUUUCUAUGCAUAUCUUUCUACCCCAAAUUUUCCCAAGUCACCUUCGACCUUAGCUUUACAACAGAAAGGAUUAGGUUUGUAAAUAAGUGCUCCUUUCUUCUGAGUUUGUAUAGCCCUACAGAUUUAUGCUCUUUGACUGCAGCAAGUUCAGCAAGAAUGGUGCCGCAUUGAUGUGAUGACAGCCUUGAAUGCAUAAAUAACUGGAUUUCAUAGGGCUAUGCUAUGGCUUACCUUGCUUCGGUGAAAAUUUACUAAUGAUGAUUCAUUGAUCAUAGUUGGAUUGAUGAUCAAUAUUUGGCGGUUGUCCCGCUUAUAGGUCCAAUCGAUACAUACUAAGAAUAAAUAUUUGAAUAUCAAGUUCAUUGAUCUCAUAGGUAUCAUGCCAGAUCCCGUUGAUUGAAUCACUUUUUCCGAUAAAUACAAGACAUUUAAGUGAUACAACUAAAGAAAUCUAUGCAUGGAUAAGAAAAAAAAACGUGAACAGUGAUUGGAUUGAUGAUAAAGUAGAAUCCUGGGUGCAAAAAAAGAUAACGUUGAUGAUGCCGAAAAAGAUUUUACUCUUUUGGUAAAGUUGAUAGCUGAAUUAGGUCUUGAUUGUUAUACGUAUUUAGGCCUCAAUAUCUGUGACCUCUGCUAAUUACCGCAUGAAGUUAUGCAUGUGGAUUAGAUUCUGUCUGAGGCUAUGAAUGGCUAUAACCUGUCGGCUAUGCCUAUUGGCUUUUGUAUUAGGAAUAUUGUAGAAGAAAUAUUUCUUAAAAAUGUCUUUUUUCCCUUGCAAUUGAGAUUUCGCGGGUUAUUUUUUGUGAUGUAUAUCACAACAGUGAUCAUGUUUUUGCUUGAAUGAUCGUGAUCCGUAUCCUGGUCUAUGAGACAUUUCUCUACCGCAUCCCUGGUUGUUUUGACCACUUUAUGCAAUAUAAGUUUAAGUUUUCUUGCAUCUGAUUGUUAGGUUGUCAAAAGAUCUGGGGCCACUUCUGAAGGUUUUCAAUCUGAUUAUGGAACAUCGUCAGGAGGUAAGAGGCCUAUGAGGGAGAGAUUGAGGAACAGCUCGGAUGAAUAUGGUGGCAUGCCACAGAACAAGCGGUAUGACGUUUUUUGAUGGAGAUAUGCAUUGGUUAUUGCUAGAACUGUUGUCUGCUGUCAAAAUGUUUCAUAAUAAAUCUUAUGUCGAAUUCUCUCUCCUGGAUGUUUGAAUAUUUUUGUUAAUUUGCGUUAAUGUAGAAUUUUGACUUGAAAAGGACAUUGCCUUUACGGCAAUGGCAAGUUUUGUACGAUGCCCCGUUUUCUGAGACGGACCUUUUAAAUCAGUGGCAAGUAUAUUGUUUUAAUUUCUAGUGGGAUAUAUUUCCAUGUAAGAAAAUAACCGUUGUACUAUUUGGUUUUUUUAUCACUUGUGCAACAGAACCGACUUCUCAUUUUACCUAGUUUUAGAAAAGUCUUCAUUUUUCAUGAAGUUAAAGGAUUGAUAGGUGUCUUCCUGGGCGAGAGGAGAUUACAAAUGCUUCUGGCAGAAGCAUACUUAAAAGUUAGAUUACAUAAUCUGUUUCCAGGAGUGGUGAAGUCAUGCUGGUUAAGAGCAGAAUCCAUUUUGAUGAAUGUAAUUUAAUUACUCGUAGGAGAUGAGGCUUUUGGAUCUCGUAGAGAAUGAGAUAGCAUGUGAUCUUCUCUGUCUGGAGAAAAACAUUGUGAAGAUUUUGUUUAACAUAAUCUGUGUCUUGCAUUUUCUCGCACCAUUACACUAGUCGUGGCUGCCUAGUAGGGCAAUGCGUUUAUCUGUACUCUUAACUCAUGAAUGAGGUGGUGACGCAAUGAUUAUCCCUCAAGCGAGGGCUCGAUCAUAGAUUAUAUGUUAAGAUCAUAUGAAAUGAUUGUUUGGGCCACUGCUUUAGCCUAUAUCUUCUCUAUUGUGGCUCUUUGUUGUUCUCAAUAUGUGUCUUUUCAACUGCAGGCUGCGAAGAGAGAAUCACCAAUGGCAUUCUGACAAUGAUAUGAACGAUGACAACCUGUACCAGUCUAGUAUCCAUUGUACCUCUCUUGAGAUGCUCUUGUUUAUCUCUCAACCUAAUUCUCUUUUUAACUGCCUCAUGUGCUUGUGCCCUUAAUGGUAAAAGAUAAUCACAUUGGUCGGAAUGACCUGCGGUUUAAACUUCUGCGGAAAAAGGUACCCGCCAGGCAUGAUGUGGACCUUCGUGAAAGGCUUUCUCGAACUGGCCAAAUCCCCUAUAGAUUCAAUCCACGCAAGCAUCAACCAGAGGCCAAGUCGUUUGGCUCUUCAGGGCGAAUCCCUCCCACGAGAAGUGCAGAUGAUUUGUUACAUGUGGAUUCUGUAAGAAGAUCAUACUCUCCUAGGCGUUUGGAUAGAUUCAGGCAUAGAUCCCCUGACAGGCUUUUAGGUUCCUCUAGGGGUCUCUCCCCACAAAGGAAUUAUGAUGACAUUCGUCAGCGUUCAUCUAUAAGGUCUCUUGAUUCCCAAAGGUCAACAUCUGCAAUGGAAAAAAGAUCCAUUGAUGUUCCUAAGCCUGCAGCAUUUUCUUCCAAGGCUCCGUACCCUGCUGAACGUCCAAAGGCUGUAAUGCGACCUCCAUCCAAUGGCACGAUGAAGACAUCUUAUGUGGUAGGAUUUUCCUCUGUUUGGUACAAAUAACAAUCAUAUUGUAUUUCAGUUCAUUAGUAUAGUUCCGAAGUGGUUCUCUUCUCUUUUAUUUUAUUGAGUUAUACCAGAGUAGAAUUGCCCACGAGCUAAGUUUGAAUGUUUGAAUAAGCAUGCAUGUGGUCGACUGUUAUAAAAUUAUCUUAUAACUGGAAGAUUAUGCCCAUCUAAGCCUUUGUAUGGCUUUAGAAAACCAUAAAUCGUCGUUAGAAAUUACCCUUUACUUGCAUGGAAAGAGGGAAUGUCCCUUUUGGGGUGCUGAGAUGGAGGGAAAUUAAGGAUGAGAGUGUAUAGAGGUGGGCGAGUUGUAGAAGCAGUAGUAUCGGGAGUGUGAGUCACACUUAAUGGAGGAAAAGAAUUCUUUCAGAAAGGGGGAGAAAAAAAGCAGGUUUGGUGGAAAAAAACUAAGCUUAUUCUUGUUACUCGGUCGUUCUUGGAAAAUAUCAAGGUGAAGUUCCAUAGACUGAAUGCUGAAUGUAAGGUGAAAUUAUGUUUUAUUUUGUAUAUCUUCUUAUUAUUCACCCUAGUAUUUAAUGUGACUGAAAAUACAUAUCAAUGUAAAUGUAAUGUUAUUGACGCAUUAAUCCAUUGUAUUUUCCCCAGUUUACAAAACAUGUGAGUUCUUCAAUAUCCUUGACAAAAUCACUAUUAACCCUGAAGCAGGCCUGAAAGUGUGCCGAACUCAUGUAUAAUGACAAAUUCAGGUAUGAACGAAGCAUACUUGAGUAAACUCUGACGUAGUUUUUCUUGGUUGUUGGGGCUUGAAAGUCCCGACUCAUUGACAUCCCUAGUCCCUCUGCAUUGGGGGAAUGAAGAUGUCAAGUGGGUUAGUAAGCAUCAGAGAAAGGGAAGAAAGUGAUUUGGGACUCUCCUUUUGUGUUUAUUGUGAAGGCCAUGAUUACCGUUAGUAAUAGGUUUUUUUUGUGGUUCGACCUCGAUUCAAAAUAUUUCGAGUCUUAUCAGGCGUAUACAGUUGACCAACCAACGGACUAACUUGCCAUUAAAUAAUCUGCUUGUAGUGUUUUCAGAUCGAAGAUUAUCAAUGGUUAGACCGUUCUUGCGGAAUAGAUUUUCCCCCUCCAGAAUAUAUCUUCUCUUUAUGUUGAGAAAGAGCCAUGAUUUUAACGAUUCUUGUUUGUUUUCAUUGUUUUAGCGACAUGAGAUAGUAACGGAUAAUGUUUACAUGGUCUGUCUGUGCCUGAGAAAAGGCUGAUGGUAACUUUUAGGGGGCUUGGCUGGUUUGAGGCCUUAAAAAUCAUGUGAUUGAGCUACUGGACAAGACCCAGUCUUUUGAUCCCGAUUCUACUCUGGAUGUAAACUACUAGAGGCAUAACUGGCCUGUGGCUUACUCCAGUAGCUCCUGCCCAUUGGAGAUCUUGAUAUUUUAACUUUUACAAGUUUUUUUUUAUAAUUUUUUAAUGUUCCAAAUUUCAGUUAGACCUUUCUAUUUUCUAGGUUCUGAUCUGUAUUGUAUGAUUUUCCUAAAACUUGGGUGUUAUUGAAUCAUGCAACUUUUGCACAGUGGGAAGGAUGAAAUGUUUUGAAAGAGGGAAAAGCGUGAAUAUAUUUAUAUACAAGAAAAGAGCUUAUGACUUCUCUUUCAUAUUGGAGCAAAAUUGCAUCCUUCGAAAUGGAUAAAGAAUGAAAAUAUUGUCUCAUUUUCAUUUGCCAAUUGUGCUCUUUUCUGUCCAGAGGAAAUCGAUAGUGAGGCAGGGGAUUAUGAAAGAAUAGACGAUGAAGAAAAGAAUGACAAUGACUCACUUAUUUUAGUAGUAUUGAUGAUAGGGCAUUCAAGGGCAGUAGAGAAAUGCAGAGAGUAUUGUGGAUAUGGGCUAUGAUGAUGGCAGGGGCGUCUUCCUGGGGAGCACGAUCAAUGGUGAAAGGUCCCUGUGAUUAUAAUCGUACUCUAACUUUACUAACUGGCAUACUUCGACUAGAUUGCAUCGAUUCUCCUGGUUCUGAAUGUAUCAGCUAUUUUUCAACCCUAACCAGUCGUUGGUUUCUCCUAAUUUUAAUGUAUAGUUACUUAUAUUUUGACUUCUGCACAUUCCCAGAACGUAAUAGAUAUGCAUUUAAAUCGUUGGUUUCUUUUUGUCAUUUAAGCCAGCCUACCUAUGUGUCAUUCUGAAAUUUUAUUCCGUGGAACAAGAGCGGUAAUAAUUAACCACCAAUAAUUGCAGAAAUUUAAUCUGUAUAAAUUUCUUGUUUGCCAGUCUAUUAUGAAUUUCUUGUUAGCUGGCUAUUUUGUUCAGUAUAUUAUCAUGGCGUAAGCUCUUGACAUCUGAUCGUCAUCUCAUUUUCUGCUUUUUGUUUGCUCACUGCAGCCUGGAGAGCCGACCAAUGUCAGUAACUUACUGCAUUCGCUGGGGCUGGGGAAAUAUGCCAUUAUUUUCCAAGCAGAAGAAGUAAUUUUUUUACUUUACCUGAUGGUCCAUGUUGUCUGUUCCUUUGAUGAAAAUGCUGUAUUCCUCCACAGAAUGAACUCUGGGAAAUAUAGGAUAGUUUUUUUCGUUAUUUUGAUAUUUUUCAUGAUUUUUUAUCAUCUGCAGCAGAUUUUUUUUGGAAUUACUUAAUUACUAGUUUCAUUUCUUGGUUUAGCGUAGGUGCCAUUUUAAAAAACCUGCGACAGAUGUAUGUUUAGAUUUUUCCACCAGUAAUGCUCUGAUCCUGCCAUCAUAUUUCCCUUAUUUGGGUCGAAGGGAUGUAUUGACUUAUAGAGUUGCUUUUUUCUUUUUACCUAAUAAAAAGGAGACGAAACUAAAAUGUAGCAUACCUCGUAAUGCAAUUAAGCUUUUAUCCAUUUAAAACGUUCAGACUUGAAAUAAAAUCAGGGGAAGAAAUGAAAAAGCCUAGGAUGUAAUUUAUUAUUUUAUGCCAAUAUUACUUGAUGGCCGGCGAGAAUAGCUGUGAAAAGAUGAAAGAUACUGAUAGACGAAGGGGAUUGGACAUUAAAUCGAAAUAAAAUUAGCUCUAUUUGAAAAAUAUACAAGGUAGUUAUCUUUCAUAAUAUAACCUUUACAAAUUCUUUUCACAUUUUAGUUGUUAUGUUUAUUUUUCUUGUGACCUAUGUUUUCCUUUGCAAAACCGAGAAUGCAAAAGUGAGACCACGUAUUAACUUGUAACUAAGUUCCCUUAUUGCUGUAAUUCUGAGAUGCGAGUAUGAUCUUGCUUUGAUACACAGGUGGACAUGGCUGCAUUGAAGCAAAUGGGGGACACUGAUCUCAAAGAGUUAGGGAUACCAAUGGUAUGAUUUCUUCUAUAUACGUAUUAAUGUUCGGGUUGCAUGGAGUUUAAUGGUUAUCUUGUUUAGUCCUGUUUAGUCCCUUUAAUUCUUCUAUAUAGGUUUUUCGUUGUGGAUGUCAGAGCUUCGGUUCUCCUGUUUAGUCCCUUUAAUUCUUUGAUCGUAAUCUCGUUUGCAUGAGCAAAGUAAAAGUUAUGUCAGACGAAAUAACCAAAAUAUUAAAAAAAAAAUGAUGAAUUCCCAUGCAUGGAGUUUAAUGGUUAUCGAUACAAGCCACGGAAAUUUGUUCAUUUGCCUGAUCUUGUCGAAUAAAUUGUCUCAUUCAUCUGUCCCCAUGGGAUCUGCUUCCUGUACGAUUUGUUUGUUGUGUGGGGUCUUUCAUGCUUUAUAAUUUGUGCCAAAUUUGUAUCUCUUGUCACACCAUCGCCUGCUCUUUUUUCAAGAAAAAUCAUCAUUCUAUCCUGUUCAUAUUGAUGGUUUUCCUGUUCGAAACUCCAAAAAAAAACAUAAGAGAAGACUUGUGAAAAGCGAAAAUUUCCAAAAAGGAGGCCAUUUGAUUCCUACCCAAAGGACCCAACUCAAACAAUAAUAUUCCAUGUAUGAAAUCUGCAUCAGAAAGCUGUAUACGGCAUGCUAGUAUUGAAAAUUGAUGUCUGAUGAAGCACCCUGAUACUUCCAAUGGGCCCUGCUCCAGAUCUCCAGAGCAUGGAUUGCACACGGUCUACAAUUCUUCAUCUUAUGCACUUUUGUAUGUGGAUUCCCCCAUGUUCUGGUUUUUAUGUCACCAUAGUCUCCAGCCAGUUUUCGGAGGUCAAAUUAUUUCCAUAUUAUCCAGCGUUAUAACCACAGUUUACUGUAAUUCUCCUGUUUGUGCCCUUCCCUUCGUCUUCAAGCUCCGGUUGAUGCUUGUUCAUAGUUUCCCUGAAGGCGUUUUAUUAUAGAUCCAAUUCACCUGGUUUCGAAUCUAAACAAGAAAAACCAAAACCAAGAAAUCUAUAUUUAUGUGCUAAAGGCACAUUCUAGUUUAUCAUAAAUCCAAUUCAUAUGGGUCAAAGUCAGAACAGAAAAGGAAAUUUUCUAUGUUUAUGCACCAGAAGCAUAUUCUGAGCAUUUUCAUCGAGAUAAUCUCUCAUUUGUGCCCUCCCCAUCGUCUUCAACCUCUGGAAACAGAUCUAUUCUAUGUUUUGCCUCCGUAUCUUCAAUAGUCCCCUUCUGCUCUGAUUAAAUCUGAGCUGCCCUGUCUUGCCUUUCAUUUCUGCUAAACUAAAAACACUCUCUUGUUCUUGUCGCGAAGCUACCCAUCUGUUUCUUAUCUCAGCCAAGCCAUGUUAUGGCUCGAACUGAAGACUCUGUUUUGCAUGCUUAUAUGAACAGGGAAAUGGUUUUGAUUGCGUCAAGAUUAAACCCAUGAAUUUAUUCGUUUUAGUAUGAUCCUUGCACUGGCGCAUGUAAUACACUUGAUAACCUUACCGAAGAUGAUAUAUUACUUGAAAAAUGUUAGGCACUCACCAAAACAUGAGAUGGAUUGUGACGACUUCCAUCGAACCACAUGCCAAUCUCUCUCUCUCUCUCUCUCUCUCUCUCUCUCUCUCUCUUGUUCAUAGUCUUCCUGAAGCCAUUUACAUUUGGAUUGUAAUAUCUUUUGCGUAAAAGAGCUUCAUUUUCUUUGGGCACAUAAGAAACUCAUCCUAGUUGAGAAUUAUGCCAUUAUCUCACGAGUGGGGAAUCUUCCUGCAAUUGCAGGGACCGAGGAAGAAGAUCCUUCUGGCCCUCCUUCCGCGCGCCAAGCAGCGGCACCCGUGA